ACUCGUGUUCACAAUAUAUAACGUAACGUGAUAAAGUGUGUAUUUUUUUGAGAUCGUGUUUGCUGAUUGAUCUUUCCUCUUCCCGCGACACAUAUAUACGGCUCUAGCUCUGCGCUAACCGUAAACCAGAGACAUACAUUAUUAUGAACGUAUACGUCUGUGCUUAAACUCAGCGAUAAAGAAGUAAAAAAGUAUCGUUUGCACAAAAUUAAGUUAGACAACGUUAUCAUGAACAUAAAACUAGAUAAUCUAAAGUGUGGUAUGAUAGAGCGACAACAAUUUUGAAGAGAUGGUUUUGUGCGUCUCUCAAGCACUGAUAGUGGGUGAUUACUGUUUCGCGCGCGAUAUUGUAUUUUCAAGCGCCUAACUGACCUAGAUCAUUGUAGAGUCGAUAACAGUCAUGGCGACGGUACAGGCCUUCAGAGAUUGGUUCUGGAACGAAAAGGUGUGGCUACCCGGCAAUUUGACAUGGAAGGAAUUCGAAAACCCACCUCCCGGUGAAUAUUAUCCUUUAGAAAAGCACAUUCUCCUUCCAAGCUUUCUUUUGGGUAUUAUUCUGCUCGGAGUUCGUUUUGUUUACGAAAGAUGCUUAGUGGUUCCGUUUGCCAAGUAUAUGGGCCUGACCUUCAAGAAACGAUACGCUUUGGAGAAGAAUCCCACUCUGGAGGCUGUGUAUACUGCUGACAAGUUCCCAGAACAAGGCAAAAUUCAGGAAUUAUCCAAGAAGACAAGUCUAACAGAGAGACAGAUACAGAGAUGGUUCCGACACAGACGCAGUCGAGACAUACCAGGCAGGAUGAAAAAGUUCAGGGAAUGCAGCUGGCAUUUCCUGUUCUACUCAUUCAGCUUCUUUGGUGGCCUGUAUGUCCUGUGGGAUAAACCAUACUUCUGGGAUUCUAAGUAUUGCUGGGUAUCCGGUGUGCGCCAGCAUGUGCCCAAUGAUAUAUACUGGUACUAUACAAUAGAGUUGGCCUUCUACUGGAACCUGGUGUUUACCCUGGUCACAGAUCACAAGAGAAAAGACUUCAAAGAGCUCGUCGUCCAUCACAUUGUCACCAUGAUGCUCAUCUACUUUUCCUUUGCCUCAAACCAGAUCCGCAUCGGCACCCUCGUCCUACUCGUCCAUGAUUCCGUCGACUUCUGGUUGGCUGGGGCUAAGAUGGCCAACUAUGUGAAGAAAGCCACACUUACUGACACCCUGUUUGGAGUUUUCUUCGUGGUGUGGUUGUUCACCAGGUUGUACGUCUACCCCUUCAGGGUAGUGUGGUCUGCAACAUUCCAGUCCCUGGAUCAUCUCCCUAUCUGGCCUGCAUACUGGAUUCUCAAUGGUCUGCUCUGGGUCUUACAGAUUCUUCACGUCAUCUGGACCUACAUGAUCGUACGCAUUAUGGCCACCAAGUUCACUGGUGACAAGAAGCUCAAAGACCUCAGCAGUGACACAGAGGUUUCCACAGGGGGAGAGGAGGAGGAGGAGGAUAUAAUCCAAGGAAAAACGUCUGUUUCCAAUGGAUGCCCCCCAGCCUUGAGCAGAAGUCCAAAAGCUGCAGAUAGCAGGAAAAAACGAAGGGCAUAGGGCAGGAAGGCUGGAUUUGGGCAAGCUACUUUUUUCACCAUCAAACAAAUGUCAUUUGCAGGCAGCUGCAAGGAGUGCAAGGCAUAAAGCAUUAAGGCAGUUUGGACAGAAGGAAGCAGUUCUCACCAACAGCAAAUAUGAUAUUGUCACCUGGUCAUCAUAUUGUUUAGAUCCUAUCUUGACCUUUGAAUGCUGUGACCUUUUGUGAGGACAACUAGAUCUUAAAUGGUUUCUGUAUUAAGAUAUCGGUGUAACUUCACAAUAUACACAACUAUGAAAAAGUAAAUCUGUAUUUAUUUUUAAACCACUUUGAGUUUAACAACACAUUGAUGUAUACGUAGUGAAAUGAACAAGUUCAGGCUGUCCCUUUACUGAUUUAAAUGGUAUUGGUGUGGCUUCAGAUUUUUUCUGUAUGUGUUAAAAUACAUAAUAGUGUUUUGCUAACUUUUGAUCAAAUGAAGCAAUACAUUCCUUCAAUUUAUACAUACUGUAAGAAAGGAAAAUAUAAUUUUCUGUUGUUGUGUGAGUAACACACAACUUUGUCAGCGGGAAUUUAUCUUUAGCUGUAUCGGUAACCAACGACAGACAACAAAUAAAGUUCUGGAAAAAACGAUUCAUUAGGACUUCUACAAAGGAUCUGAUUGUAAAAAAAAAUACAUUAAUAAAUAAACAUUCAAAUUUAACAUUGUUCGGGUCGGGGAAGGUUUAUAUUAUAAUACAAUAUCCAUUUAGUAAAACAAAAGUAUCCUAUUAUAAAUAGAUUUUGUUUUGUCAUGUUUAUGGUUGUCAUUCAACUAAUAGUUCACAUGGUAACGAUGAGUGGCUAAUUUAGGCUUGUCAUUAAGCUUAGAACUCCUUGGCAUUUCAUACUGAUUUUUUAUGAUGGUACGGAAAUUUACAAAUAUAUCUCUUUCCUUUGUAGGAUUGAAAGUGUGAAGCUCAUUUACUUUCAUUUCCAUAGUGACAUAAGAUUCUCUCCUUAUUUUUCUAAGAUUAUUUUUGUAUUUUGAAAUGCUGGUAAAAUGCUGCUGUUUUUUUUACUGGCACAUGGCAUGCAGAUUUGCCUUUCCCGAUACAUUGAGGACAAUGUAAUUUCCAUCCAAAAUAAGGCCUUGCUGUUAUAUAUUUGAAUCACCUUAAGGACAAAUUCAUGUGCAAAAUAUGUACUCGUAAGUAGGACAUUAUACUCAUUACUGCAGGUACAUGCAUUGAUAACAAUUGUGUGAUGUCACAUAGAGUACAUCAUCCACACAGUGCAAGUAAGUAUUCGUCACGUUAUGGAUCUGUGUCCAGUGUAUUGUACACAAUGAUCCAGCCUCUGGUUUUGAAAGAUUAGUUAACUUAAACUAGUGAAUACAGAUUAGUGGAAAAUUAAAAUUGUUCUUAAUAGGCAAGAGCUUUCAAAGCAAAAGGAGUGCUUUAAAUACAUCUUAUCUGUCUCCAUGAAUCUAUCGUGAUGGACAUUAUUAUCAGAUGUUCUUUCUUGUAUUCAUAUCUAAAGUUUUCCCAAACCAUAAGUUGAUUCUAACCAAUCUUUGAGCAACCGGAGCAUGUUUGUUUAAAAAGAACGCUGGAAAUAGCCAUUUAUAAAUUAAGAAUACAAAUAUUAAAAAGUGAAAAUGUGACAAAAUAAUUUAUAAUAAAAUGAGAAUGAUAUAGGUGUAAGAAGAAAUUGUAAUAUGUUUAUGACGCCUUUGUAUAUUUACCACACGGAUAAGUGCUAUCACAUGAACACUUACAAGGUUGUGUUAGUCCACCAUGCACCUAGAUGUGCACAAGAUAUAAUUCCCAGAUUUUUAAUCUUUCACUGUUGGUUUGCAUACCAAACAUUGUGUAGUGGUGGUGCGUGAUCCCACAGCUGUACCUUAACCCCCAUGUUUAACGAGAAUGUGCAAAUUAAAUGUGUCCUGAUGUUGAAAUGGAGCACAGUGGAAUUGGACCAAAACACACUGCUUUAGAUGGGGUAUUAUUUUUUCGUGUGUGUUAAAAGGGUUACCCGGUAAAUUUUGUUAGCUUUAACAUUCAACAUUUUCCAACCAUGAAUAGCAUUUAAUUGGUCAGGAAUUUUGUCUCAAAAUUAAUAUAUUCUUUUUAUAUUUUGAAAUACAUAUCUGUAAUGAAUUUAGAAAAUUAACACAAAUUUGAAAAAACCCCGACAUGAAACUAUUGAAAAAUGUAAUGCUAGUUUUAAGUGGUUUAUUUUGGAUACUGGUCCUAUUGGGGGGAACGGAGGAGAAAUAGUUACAUGUUGUCGGUAAAUAUUGGGCAAUGGAUAUUUUGCAAGCCUUGGUUGUCUUACUGGUUUCAGUAUCGCCUUUUUUAACAUAUCAAAAUAAAUUAUAUAGCAUUUAAAGAUUGAGUGUAAUGAUUGUAAACAUUUUUUCAAGAAUUAUAUUAAUAUUUUUGUAGUGAUAUGUUUGAUUAGCAGCAAACAUAUUUUCAUGUAUAGAAUUUAGUUUAAUAUUUCAUUCAUAUUUACAAAUGCAAAUCAGGUUCUGUUUUAUGUAUGUUUGUAUCCUUAAAGUGUAACCACCCUUCUGAUACAGAAGUGUGUAUAUCCAGAGUAUAUCAAGGUCAAAAUUUCAUGAAAAAAAUUACUUUACAAUGUUGUUUUUUAUCGUUGUUUAUUUUUUUGU
Messenger RNA from Mizuhopecten yessoensis (Yesso scallop), 4209 nucleotides. RefSeq names its product ceramide synthase 2-like. Lineage: Eukaryota; Metazoa; Mollusca; Bivalvia; Pectinida; Pectinidae. The transcript is spliced from 9 exons. Bases 401 to 1573 code for a protein of 390 amino acids. The record is from RefSeq and is a predicted model, not a curated record. Gene Ontology annotation, cellular component: membrane. Gene Ontology annotation, molecular function: sphingosine N-acyltransferase activity; DNA binding. Gene Ontology annotation, biological process: ceramide biosynthetic process.